AUAAUGUGAUAAUACAAUACUUUGUAUCAUGGUUUUGAAAAGCGCACACUCGAAAUGCUCGGGAGAUCCAGUUCCCCUCAGCACGUACUAAGUUACGGUCCUGUCUAGUAUUGGACAGACUGGCGAGGACGAAAGUCGUGAAGCAAGUUUCCUGGGCGGCCCCCUUCCCCGCAGCUGGAUUGAAAACAUCUGGAUCCGCCUACGCGAAGCCUCGGGCGCAGCCAUCGAGCAGCAGAGCGGCACUGCGGACUGCGUCUUUCCCACGAGCCGUGCAAGCGAGCGAGGAACCGCGGCUCCUCUUCGUCUGCUGCUCCUCCCGCUCGCUCCUGCUUCUCGUCACCGAUGGCUUCGUCGCUCUUUUGGGCCGUGACCUCCGUCCUCCUCGCGGCGUUCUGUGCCCAGGCCCCGGCCUUCACAAACAUUCAGACGAACGUGUGCAAGUGGUGUGAUUACUCCAGCCCUAUUUGUGAGGGCAACGUGUGCUACAGCAACUGCUCCCUCAACUCCUUUUGCCUCCUCUCUGAAGAAAUCUGUGUGGCCAUAUGGAAACAGAACAAUGGGAGCGUCAGCGUGCGGACGCUCUGCCACCAUCCGCAGGAUGCCGUAGAUAACAUCAUGAUCUCCAACUACUCCUCCACCGAGUGUGUGAUGGUGCCCCAGCCAACGGAGGAGGGGGCACUGUUCAUCUGUGGCUGUGUGAAUGCACACGAAUGCAAUGACAAGCUCAUAUUUGAGAAGGGCUCUAACGGUCUCUUGAAGCUCCAGAGCAAGGAUGUAUUACCUGUUGUGGUCAUCAGCCUGCUCCCUCCCUUUCUGGUGGCCGUCAUUGCAACCAUGGCCUUCUACCUUUACCGCACUCGGCAGUCAGAAAAGCAGCCCAAACACCGGGGCCCCAAACGCACCCAGUACCAGUCCCUAGACAUGCCUGAAGGUCAUGCUAGAGGAGGGUCACCCAAUGACUACCGUGGUAAGCCAGUGGCCGUGAACAGAGAAGCCCUUGCUGAUUCAUCCACUACCUGCGGCAACAGCCUGAACCACAACAUGGAGCAACUGCCUAUCCAGCUGGAGGAGGUGGUGGGUAAGGGACGCUUUGCUGAAGUCUGGCGGGCCCGACUCAUUCACAGUAGCACAGGGCAGUAUGAGACAGUGGCAGUGAAGAUCUUCCCAGCAGUGGAGUACAACUCGUGGCAGAGUGAGCGGACGGUCUUUUCUGAUGCCAGCCUGAGGCAUGAGAAUGUAGUCCAAUUUGUGAGCGCAGAGGAGCGAAUGGGGAGGACUGGCUCCCCCCAAAGGGAAUACUGGCUCAUCAUGGCUUACCACGGGAUGGGUAAUCUACAAGACUUCUUGGCACAUCAUGUACUGAGCUGGGCAGAGCUACACGCUAUGGCUGGUUCUGUGGCUCGGGGAUUAGCCCAUUUGCACAGUGAUUUUUCACCUUCUGGGGCACCCAAAGUACCAGUGGCCCACCGGGAUCUGAAGAGCAGCAACAUCGUGGUGAAGAACCUGCGCGAAUGUGCUCUCUGUGACUUUGGCUUGGCGCUCAGGCUUGAUCUUUCUCUCACCGUGGACGACUUUGCUAACAGUGGGCAGGUAGGGACAGCUCGCUACAUGGCACCAGAGGUUCUGGAGUCACGGGUCAAUCUAGAGGACCCGGAGGCCUUCAAACAAAUGGAUGUCUACUCUUUGGCUUUGGUGCUGUGGGAAAUGGUCUCUCGUUGUGAUGCAAUCGGGGAGGUAAAGAGCUAUGAGCCACCAUUUAGGUCAAAGGUGUGUGACCAGCCAUGUGUGGAGAGCAUGAGGGACCUGGUGCUGAGGGACCGGGGCCGACCAGACAUCCCCACCAGCUGGACUGCACACCAGGGAGUGAAGGUCUUGUGUUGUACCAUCACUGAGUGCUGGGAUCAUGAUCCUGAGGCCCGUCUGACAGCCCAAUGUGUGGUGGAACGAUUCAAUGCCUUUGGUGAGGAGGAGGACAGUCAAGACCUCUUUAAUAACAACCAACAGCAGCUCACUACCAUGUGCGUAGAGACUCAGGCCCAUGCCUCCCCAUCUACCUCCUCCAACAAAGACACUGCUACACCGGUGGAGGAAGUGUGAGAGGCCUUACCUGUGCAGCGUAUGAGACAAACUGAAAUGUACACCUUUAUAGGAGCUGGACUUCAUUCGUUUUGUUUUGCGUCACAUUUGACUCUCUGACUGCUGAGUAUGUACAAGCUCUUUCUGCCAUACAGAGAGGUCAGAAAUUGUCAGAGAUUACUUGAAACAAUCAAGAAAAUGAAGCCACAUCUCAAGAUGUUCAGUUGUCAUAAUUUGCCUUUUCCCUUCAUUUAAAUGUUCUACUCUCUGCAGUCCUUGGCACACUUCCCAUGAAGCUGGAAGUGUUUUGCCGGGAGGAUAAAUGUAAACAUUGCCAUAAUUUUGCUUCUUUGAGCAGUGCGGUAUUUACAGUGAUUGACUCUGCAGAAAGAAUAUAGGAAAUUGUUAAUCAGUUUGACCAAAUGUCUUUGAGAUCACAAGUCAAACAAAAUGACAAACAAGCGAAGAUGUCAAAGAUGACAAACGUUGCUCCUUACAUAAUGUAAAUUUGUAUUCCACUUGAGCCUUAUUUUUGUAAAGUUUUGCAGACAGUAUUUUCUUUUCUUCGUUGUAGUAUUUGCCUGGGAUUAGAACCCGGUGAAGCUACAACCCUGAGAUCUUUGGAAGCCAAAACUGCCUGCAAAAUAAAACCACUUUACAUACAUGUAAAGCAGAGUUGUAGUGCUUUCUGUUUUUGUGCAAACAAAACCUUGCACUGAUUGUUUUUUAUUUUAGCAGGUUAUGUAAAGGACUGUACAGAACCAGCUCAGAUUUCCAGGAUGAAA
This is a messenger RNA of Scleropages formosus (Asian bonytongue), 2861 nucleotides long. It is a transcript of the gene tgfbr2l, whose product is annotated as transforming growth factor beta receptor-like. NCBI's taxonomy places the organism in Eukaryota, Metazoa, Chordata, Actinopteri, Osteoglossiformes, Osteoglossidae. The coding region runs from base 343 to 2097 and encodes 584 amino acids. Gene Ontology annotation, cellular component: signaling receptor complex; plasma membrane. Gene Ontology annotation, biological process: protein phosphorylation; cell surface receptor protein serine/threonine kinase signaling pathway; heart development. Gene Ontology annotation, molecular function: ATP binding; metal ion binding; transforming growth factor beta receptor activity, type II. The record is from RefSeq and is a predicted model, not a curated record. The transcript has 7 exons.